Molecule: messenger RNA, 1518 nt
Organism: Didymosphaeria variabile
Lineage: Eukaryota; Fungi; Ascomycota; Dothideomycetes; Pleosporales; Didymosphaeriaceae
Gene: rio1
Product: Serine/threonine-protein kinase rio1
Exons: 1
Coding region: 1-1518 (505 amino acids)
Biological process (GO): maturation of SSU-rRNA
Cellular component (GO): cytosol; preribosome, small subunit precursor
Molecular function (GO): protein serine/threonine kinase activity; ATP binding
Source: RefSeq, a predicted model, not a curated record
AUGGCGAGCACCGAACCGACCGUUUCCACCACCACCGAGCCCGUCGUCGAUGACGAGAACGAGGACGACCUUGAAGACAUCUUCGAUCCGUCAGAGGACGAUGAAGUGCCCGAACUCGUGUCUGGCCCUAACGCUCAGAAGAAGUCGAAACCUACAGCCAACACCAGCGCCUCCAUAGACGACCAAGUGGCGUCGCUAGCCAAGCAUGCAAGCCGAAUCCGUCUCGACGACAGAAUGGCCGGCACAGGCGGGGGUUCAGCAAGAGACAAGGACAAGGCCGAUCGGGCGACGAGCGAGCAGGUGCUAGACCCACGAACGCGCAUGAUACUCCUGCAACUCCUCAACCGCAACAUUGUGUCUGAGAUCAAUGGUGUCAUCUCAACAGGCAAAGAGGCGAAUGUUUAUCAUGCCGCUACCAUAUCUGAAGAUGAUGCGCAGCCGCUCCAUCGAGCUAUCAAGGUGUACAAGACGUCCAUAUUGGUUUUCAAGGACCGCGACAAGUACGUGACGGGCGAAUUCCGUUUUCGCACGGGCUACAACAAAAGCAACAAUCGGGCCAUGGUGAAGGUGUGGGCAGAGAAAGAGAUGCGAAACCUCAGGCGGAUAUACAACGCUGGUAUCCCGGCUCCCGAGCCUCUAUACUUGCGCCUACACGUUCUCGUCAUGAGCUUCCUGGGCGACAAGAAGGGCUGGCCUGCUCCACGGCUCCGAGAUGUUGUGUUCGAGGGUCUUACAAUCGAAGAGGAAGAGCAAAAGUGGAAUAGCUUAUAUAUCCAGCUCCUGGGCUACAUGCGAACUAUGUACCAGACUUGCCGCCUUGUCCACGCUGAUCUCAGCGAGUACAACCUACUUUACCACGAAAACAAGCUCUACAUGAUCGAUGUCUCCCAAUCCGUUGAGCACGACCACCCCCGCUCCCUGGAAUUCCUGCGCAUGGACGUAAAGAAUGUGUCAGAUUUCUUCCGGUCGCGUAACGUCGAUGUGCUCUCCGAGCGGAAGGUGUUCCUCUUCGUGACUGGCGAACAGGGUGGGAAGGAGUUGACUGACAUGGAGAAAUAUGUCCACAGUAUGUUUGAGCAGAAGGAUGGCCUGACCGCAGAGGAGAGGCAACAGGAAGACAACGUUGAUGAAGUUUUCCGCAACCAGUAUAUCCCCCAGACGCUUGACCAGGUGUACGAUAUCGAACGUGACGCCGAGCUCGUCAAUAGCGGGCAGGGUAAUGACCUGAUUUACCAGGGACUACUCGCUGGCAAAGCUGCUGAUGGGACGCCGAUGUCGCAAAACGAGUCUGAUGCUUCGCAAGAGGGUAGCGACGCAGAUGACACUACAUCCGAGGAUGAGGAGGGCACGUUCGAGGAACGCGAGAAGGGAACGCCGCGGGGGAAACGCAAUAUGGACAAAGAUGCGAAGCGCGAGCAUAAGAAAGCUGUGAAGGAGGAGAAGCGUGAGAAGCGCAAGGAGAAGAUCCCGAAGCAUUUGAAGAAGAAAUUGGUGUCGCAGUCGUCGCGGAAGAAGUGA